Molecule: messenger RNA, 796 nt
Organism: Gallus gallus (chicken)
Lineage: Eukaryota; Metazoa; Chordata; Aves; Galliformes; Phasianidae
Gene: CHIR1AB14
Product: T-cell-interacting, activating receptor on myeloid cells protein 1-like
Exons: 7
Coding region: 54-746 (230 amino acids)
Source: RefSeq, a predicted model, not a curated record
GGCCACUUCCUUUCUUCACUGCAGUCUCGCUGUCCCCACGCUGCUCCUGCCUCAUGGCACCAACGGUUGUGGCCCUCAUCCUGGGUUGGUGGCUGGUGGCAGCAAGCAGGGCACAGCAAGGUUGGUGGCUGGUGGCAGCGAGCAGGGCACAGCAACUGCCCCAACCCUCCCUGUCACUGCACCCCAGCCAGGGGGUGUCCCUGGGGGACACUGUCACCCUGCGCUGCCACCUGCCCCGCAUGGCUGCCUGGGUCCAGCUCUGGCUCAAUGGAACUCUGAGAUUUGACAAGGAAAAAGACAAGGAGCAGGAUGCAGCUGAGUUCUCCUUUGCUGUCACAAACCUGGAGGACGCCGGGACAUAUCAGUGUCGGUACCAGGUGUCAGAGCCACUGUGGACAUCAAAUCAGAGCGACCCUGUGGAGCUGUUGGUGACAGGUGCCAAGGGGCGGUUCCACGGGAACCUGGUGGUGGCGGUGCUGAGGGGCUGUGCUGCUGUCUUGGUCUUCAGCCUGGGCCUCUACUUUGUCCUCGAUGCCCGCAACCUCUGGACAUGGAGAGAUGAGAGUGCUGGUGUCACCCCUGAGAUGCACAAGUCAGUGCAAUUCCAGGGGCCCUCCAGGGACAGCGAUGAUCUGACCUACACCGAGAUGCCAGCUGCCAUCCCGUGCUCCCAGCCUCCCACUUCCCCCACUGCCCCCCAGUCCCCUGUCAUCUACACCACAGUCAGCACUGAUUUACCGCGCUGAUGGGCCUCCCCAAGUGUCUCAUUUCUGGGGUGUGUGGAAGGGGACAGACC